Molecule: messenger RNA, 678 nt
Organism: Manduca sexta (tobacco hornworm)
Lineage: Eukaryota; Metazoa; Arthropoda; Insecta; Lepidoptera; Sphingidae
Exons: 6
Coding region: 28-678 (216 amino acids)
Source: RefSeq, a predicted model, not a curated record
AAACGCUUCUCUAUCACCUCUAGCGGCAUGAGCGAGAGCACCGGCUGCGGGAGCACCAAUGACGAUGAGGAGAUGGAGCUGGGCGCAGGCACGGUGCCGCCCAUCUCUUCCAGCGCACCCAUCGACGACGGACAGUUUGCUGCCAAUAUAGAUCUCAGGUACGGAGGACAAUAUCUGACGCCGGAGCAGUUGCCAGAGUUCUGUGACCAGCUUCAUCACCUGGUCGAGGUUAUCAGAAACAUACAGUCUUAUGCGAAAGUCACGGGGGAGUAUCCAAGUAAACUAGAGCGCCGUUUGGAAGAGGAGGCGCGCGAGGUGUCAGCACUGGCGGCGGAGGCGCGCAACGCUCGGGAGGUGGUGGCUCGCGCGCGCACUCAGCGCCGGGCGGUGCGCGCGCAGAGGAAACAUCUCACCGCGCAUCUCGCCAGUCUGCGGGAGACUGAGGUUCGUGAACUGGAAAGCACCGUGCGGCUGUCGGAUAGGAAACUGUACAAGAGUUGGGAGGUGCUCAAAGACUCCACCGACCCUGUGGUCUUCGAACCUUUGCUCGAUGAAGUUAAGAACAAGCAAACGGCACUGGAAUGUCUCGUUCGUUUGAUAGAAAGCCGACAGUCUGCUCUCGCUCGCACAACAGCGCCACCACAACCGUUACCUCCACCGGAACCGAGUGGACAAUGA